CAAUGAAUGUACAAAUCUGAGGAAUUAUUUCCUUGCCUUGAAACUGCUGCACACUUUGAAGUGCAGAUGGAUUGCAGAAAGGAGCACAGAGUGCAUGCAAGUUUUCUACCCUCUGAGAAAAUGGAAACAAAUUUAGCUGAAUAUAUAUCAGAGGAGGCUGCUAUCCCUUAACAUAAGGGUCUUCUGUAAUUAUACUCUGGAAACUCAUGAAAGCAAGACAAGUCCUACCAUCAAAUGAUAGUAGCUAAUAAGAUUGCUUGAUUAUCACAUUCACAAACAUGUUCUUUUGAAAAGCUUGCUGUGCAGCGUGGCUGAUCCUACUUACAAAGAGAGGGUGGCACUAUAACCCUGUGCUCCGUGUGACUCUACACCGCUUCAGACAUGAAUGCAUCAAAUGACCUCUUCUUCAUUCAUUCCAUCCAAUUCAAUGGAACUUUGGACUUUAAUGAGACUCUCUUGCUCAGCAAUCUCAGCGGUAUUGAAUUCUGUGAGCAGGUCUUCAUUAAAACAGAGGUUUUCCUGACUCUGGGAAUUAUCAGCCUGCUGGAGAACAUCCUGGUGAUUAUGGCUAUACUGAAAAACAAAAACCUUCACUCCCCCAUGUAUUUUUUCCUCUGCAGCCUGGCUGUGGCAGACAUGCUAGUCAGUGUGUCCAAUGCCCUGGAAACUAUUGUGAUCGCAGUACAAAAUAAAUAUUUAGACAUAGGGGAUACACUUCUCCAGCAGUUGGAUGAUGUAUUUGACUCCUUAAUCUGUAUAUCUUUAGUUGCUUCAAUUUGCAGCCUUUUGGUUAUUGCUAUAGACAGAUACAUCACAAUUUUUUAUGCCUUACGUUAUCACAGCAUCAUGACGGUGAAGAAAGCCUUAGCCUUGAUUAUGAUCAUCUGGAUAUCCUGUAUCAUUUGUGGCAUUGUAUUUAUUGUCUAUUCGGAAAGCAAAACUGUCAUUGUGUGUCUCAUCACCCUGUUCUUCACCAUGCUUGUCCUCAUGGCUACCAUGUAUGUUCAUAUGUUUUUAUUUGCACGUCUCCAUGUGAAAAGAAUCGCUGCCCUACCGGUGGAUGGUGUAGUGCAGCAGCGGACCUGCAUGAAAGGCGCUAUUACCAUUACCAUUCUUCUUGGGGUGUUUGUUGUGUGCUGGGCACCUUUUUUCCUACACCUUAUCCUCAUCAUCUCCUGUCCUGCUAAUUCUUACUGUGUCUGCUACGGUGCCUACUUUAACACAUACUUGAUCCUCAUAAUGUGUAAUUCUGUCAUUGACCCACUCAUUUACGCUUUCCGAAGUCUGGAGAUGCGCAAAACCUUCAAGGAGAUAAUUUGCUGCUAUGGGAUGAAUUUUGGAAAGUUUGGUUAGCACCUCAUAACUCUCACAUUUUACAUGUACAAUUACAUAGCAUCCAAAGAUACACUACAUGUCCACAUUCAUUGUGGUGCAUUGGAUGAAAUCUAUUAACCGUUAUAAGAUAGGUGCACACUUGCAUAAAUAGGCAACCAAUCAGCCAUUUGCAACCUAUAGUCUUUGCAUCAGGAGUAUAAGUGCUAAUUGCUUAAUGGUUGUGAUCAGCUACUAUACCACACAAGCUAGUACUUACCUGGUACAUAACCUAGUCUCCAUCAUGAGACUAAAAUUAAGUCCUAUUCAAAAAUAUAUACAUGUUUAUUUAAAAAAUAGCAAAUUGAAGAAUUUUCUGAAAAAAUUUAAUUUUGUUCUGUGUAUCACAUUUCACUACUUUGCUGGCACUUAACUUAGAUUGCAAAAUCACUUAAUUCAUCCCUUUGAAAUAAAAUAAUUGGUAUAUUUAAUACAUCAUAAGUAACGAUGUUUUCAAUCUUAAUUAGAUUACUUUGCUUUUAUACUGAUUUUGAUUACAAUAUGUAGUCUCGUGCUAUUUCUAUUAGAAUAUAUUUCCUCACAUGUUUAUAGAACAUCCUUAUAUAUUUUAUAAAAUAUUUACUACAAAUUGGAGAUGGCAGGGAAUGCUGUUACUUAUAGUUCCUCAGUAGCUGUAAAGAGUCACAUGCUGCCUAAAAUGCUUUAAAGUAUGUUUUCAAUCUUACAUCUUUGCAUGCCACAUCUUUAUUAUAGAUGGAAACUGUCAGGUUCUGCUGUUACUUGGAUUUCUAUAGUAGACACAUAUUGCUUAAGCUUGCUUAUAAGUAUUUUUACAUUUUACUGCAUGUCCACAUACCUCAUUUUAUAAAUGAAAUAUGUGAGUGACAACAAUAUAUCUCAUAUUUGCAACAAGUGCUUCUGUUGAUGUUUACCUUGGAUUUUGACAGUCUGAUGGAACUUAUGAAGCUUUGCACUGCAAUUUUGCAUUUUAUUUAUUAUAUUUAUGUAUUUAUUGUUCGAUCAAUGCUUACAGUUCAAACUACUCUUUAAUACAGUGCUACUCAAACUGUACUCAAGGCACACGAACAGUGCAGGUUUUAAGGAUAUCCAUGCUUGUGGUCGGGACUUUAUUAGUAGCUCUGUCAUUUUGAUUUAACCAUCUGUGCACAAGCAUGGAUAUCCUUAAAACCUGGACUGUUGGUGUACCUUGAGGUUAGAGAGUGAGUAACACUGCUGUAAUAUACGGGUUGGCAAGGGUGAAUUUCUCAUACUAGGGACCAGAUAUAAUGCAGUGCGAGACGGCCAGAGCGUCCGAGAUUCCGGCAGAAUUCAUACUUUUUUUUUUUUUAAAGCAGCAAACAUUUACAAGGCAAAACCUGGUCGAUUUUGCCUUACAUCCGGCUAUUAUACUAAAAAAGAUAAACGUAUUUUUACAGCUAAUUUACUCAUUAACAACAUUUCAAUGAAGAUGUUAGAAAAGAGAAAGUUGGCAAACUUUUAAACAUUGCUCUACUAUACUCUUGUUUCUAUUUAAAUCAUUCUGAUAGCAUUUGCCUAAAGUUAUACAUUCCAAGGAUGAUUACUUGACAUGACCUUAUUUCAGUGUGUGCCAGAGAAUUUAAAUUUUUUUCAUAAGUCAUUUUUGCUGCUGGCAGUGUAAUAUGUAACUUCCUAUGCACCCUCCUGAAUUAAAUUAGAUAACAUUUUCCGA
This is a messenger RNA of Pseudophryne corroboree (corroboree frog), 3043 nucleotides long. RefSeq names its product melanocortin 3 receptor (gene MC3R). Gene Ontology annotation, biological process: adenylate cyclase-activating G protein-coupled receptor signaling pathway; regulation of metabolic process. The transcript has a single exon. Gene Ontology annotation, molecular function: peptide hormone binding; melanocyte-stimulating hormone receptor activity. Gene Ontology annotation, cellular component: plasma membrane; cytoplasm. Bases 382 to 1353 code for a protein of 323 amino acids. The record is from RefSeq and is a predicted model, not a curated record. Lineage: Eukaryota; Metazoa; Chordata; Amphibia; Anura; Myobatrachidae.